Molecule: messenger RNA, 1136 nt
Organism: Helianthus annuus (common sunflower)
Lineage: Eukaryota; Viridiplantae; Streptophyta; Magnoliopsida; Asterales; Asteraceae
Product: diphosphomevalonate decarboxylase 2
Exons: 3
Coding region: 430-942 (170 amino acids)
Biological process (GO): isopentenyl diphosphate biosynthetic process, mevalonate pathway
Cellular component (GO): cytosol
Molecular function (GO): diphosphomevalonate decarboxylase activity
Source: RefSeq, a predicted model, not a curated record
AAGCAUAAAGUCGGUGACUCUCCACCGACCAAAUCACCUGCUUCAUUCUUAUUGGUCCACGUCGCUCUUCACAUGAAACCCAUCUCCAAAUCAGUUUCUACAGAGGCAGAGAAUGAGAGAUGCCCGGAUUAACCCUUAGUUCAACCACCGCCUCCACCGAAGAAGAGACGAGACAGACAAAUCGUCAUCACUCUUCAUUUACCAAACCGGUGUCAGCGAUGUAAAUGUUUAAAUUGGGUUCCACAUCAGCUUCUACAUUCUCUCAAAACCCUAACACAUUGGAAACAAUGGCGGUUUCUUCUAAAUCUUCGUAUAGACAAGCCAAUGAACAACAGUCUGUGUAACAGCUUAUACAUUCUCAAACCCUAACACAUCGGGACUUCGAUUUGUUACCGAUUUUGAAAGCAAAAUGGACGGUGAACCGGAGAAAUGGAUACUGCUGUGACGGCGAGGACGCCUACAAACCUAGCUUUGAUCAGUGAUAAUAUUAGUGUUACUCUCGAUCCGAAUCAUCUGUGUACCACCACCACGGUGUCUGCUAGCCCUAGCUUUGAUCGAGAUCGCAUGUGGUUGAACGGAGAGGAGAUAUCUCUUGAAGGGGGUAGAUUCCAAAGUUGUUUGGGAGAAAUUCGUGCGUGUGCACAAGAUGUAGAGGACAAGAAAAAAGGUAUCAAAAUUAAGAAAGAAGACUGGCAAAAACUUCAUCUGCACAUUGCUUCAUACAACAAUUUUCCGGCGGCUGAUGGUCUUGCUUGCCUAGUUUUUUCUCUUGCCAAGCUGAUGAAUGUUCGAAUUCAACGACGAAAGGGAAGGGAAGGCAUACAACGAGUCAAUGAACAAAUUCGACAUCCUAGAGGUAGUUGUAAUCUAACAACAAUGAAGAUAUGUGUAAAUGUACAUCUACUUCUCCUACAAAAGGGAAGGCAUACACCGACAAAUUAGAUGUUCGAAAUCAAUGAGUUUGACAUCCGGAGAAACGCGACGUCGCAGGAGCUUUAUAAAACCGUAGCAGUUUCUUGAACCGGCCAUUUUAGGUACCGGUUGUUCUAGACUGAGGGAGAACCUUAAUGUUUUUUGCCUUGGAUUUUAGUCUCAGUCCGAUUGAAUAUUGAUGAUGGUCUCUUCACUUUUAAUUA